This is a messenger RNA of Prunus dulcis (almond), 2864 nucleotides long. Its product is annotated as receptor-like protein EIX2. The coding region runs from base 1 to 2712 and encodes 903 amino acids. Gene Ontology annotation, molecular function: protein binding. Lineage: Eukaryota; Viridiplantae; Streptophyta; Magnoliopsida; Rosales; Rosaceae. The record is from RefSeq and is a predicted model, not a curated record. The transcript has a single exon.
AUGCAGAGUCACGGAAGAUGCUUGAAACUCUUUCUUGCAUUUGCGCUGCUUUUGCUGCAGUACACCCAAGGAGGAGAGGUGGACCACAGUCAGAGGGAUACUAACGUUACCAUAAGGUGCAUAGAGAGGGAAAGGCAAGCACUCCUUGCAUUCAAACGGGGCAUGGUGGAUAAGUCCGAUUUACUCUCUUCAUGGGGUUCAGAAGCACAAAAACAAGAUUGCUGCAGAUGGGUGGGAGUCUCUUGUAGCAGCCAAACUGGCCAUGUUCUUCAACUUGAUCUUUCAUACAAAGUUGUAGGCGGCUAUUUCAAUUUUCGAGGUAAGAUGAUUAGUCCUAAACUGAUUGAGUUGCACCAUUUACAACAUUUGGACCUCAAUGAUAUUAAUUUCAAUGGGAGCCAAUUUCCAUAUUUCAUUGGUUCUUUAACCAAUUUAAGAUACCUUGAUCUUUCUUUCACUAAUUUUCAAGGGAAGUUUCCAAGUCUGGUCGGAAAUCUUACGAAUUUGGUGCAUCUGAACUUACAUGGUAAUGACUUUAUAAAUGCUGAAAAUCUCGAUUGGCUUCCUCUUCUUUCGUCGUUAAGAUAUUUGGACUUGAGUUUCUCGAAUCUCAGCAAUAUUUUCGAUUGGCCGGCAGCCAUUAAUAAGCUUCCUGAACUAACAAACUUGACACUAGGUGCAUGUGAUCUUUGUUCUCCAAUUCUUUCCACUCUUUCUUACAUAAACUCUUCUAAAUCUCUUGCUAGCGUUGACCUUCAUGCCAACCUUUUGAAUAGUACUUCAAUAUUCCUCUGGUUGUCCAACUAUAAUACCAGCCUUGUUGAUCUUGACCUCUCUUUUAACCAACUAGCCGGUUCAAUUCCUGAUGCUUUUGGAAACAUGAGCUCUCUGGCACAUCUUGAUCUCUCUUAUAACCAACUUGAAGGGUCAUUACCUGAUCUUACAAACCUUUCAUCUCUAGAAGUCUUGUCUCUUAGUGACAAUCAAUUAAGCGGAGAAAUUUCAGGAACUCAUUUCUCAAAACUCUCCAAACUAUGGAAUUUGGAUUUAUCUUCUAACUUGCUAGUUUUAGACAUCCACGCUGAUUGGAUUGCUCCUUUCCAACUGCAGUCCAUAAAUUUAGAGUCUUGCAAGCUGGGUCCGCAUUUCCCAAAAUGGCUUCAAACUCAAAAAAAUAUCUCAUUCCUUGAUAUUUCUGAUGCUGGAAUUUCCGACAUUCUUCCAAGUUGGUUUUGGAGUUUAUGUCGUAAUGUGGAAUAUAUGGAUCUCGCACGCAACCAAAUUAGAGGUACAUUUCCAAAUUUGACAUUGGAAUUUUCAUAUUCCCCUAUGCUAGAUCUGAGUUCGAACAAGUUGGAAGGUUCAAUCCCCUCAUUUCUAUCAAAAGCCUCAUAUUUGGAUCUGAGUUCGAACAAGUUAGAAGGUCCAAUCCCCUCAGUUCUAUCAAAAGCCUCAUAUCUGGAUCUGAGUUCGAACAAGUUGGAAGGUCCAAUCCCCUUAGUUCUAUCAAACGUCACAUAUCUGGAUCUUUCUAAUAAUAAACUUUCAGGGUCAAUUUCGUUCUUGUGUUCAAGUGCAGCUAUUGGUUUAGUCUUUCUUAACCUCUCAAGCAACAAUGUUUCUGGACAAGUUCCAGAUUGCUGGACACAUUUGGAGAAUCUAGUCAUGCUUGAUUUGAGUUACAAUGCUUUGUCCGGGAAAAUUCCUACAACAAUAGGCUCUGUAUUUGGGAUUGAAACACUCAAAUUAAGAAGCAAUAGAUUUGUGGGACAAUUGCCUGCUUCGUUGAAGAAUUGCACAAGUUUAGUAGUUAUUGAUGUUGGGGACAAUAAAUUAUCCGGACCAAUACCUGAAUGGUUAGGGGUUAGCUUAAAGAAUUUGGUUAUCCUGAUGCUUUCGUCUAAUCACUUCAAUGGAAGCUUGCCCUCACAAUUAUGCCAUCUAAUACGAAUUCAAAAUUUGGAUUUCUCUAUGAACAUCAUCUCUGGAAGCAUACCCAAAUGCCUCACCAAUUUAACUACUCUGGCUCAGAAAGGAAAUUCAAGUCUGAACAUCUCACAUUCUUAUGAAAUUUCUACGAUCAAUUUGGUAGAUUUUUAUGACGAUGAUGCAACCUUCAUGUGGAAAGGAGGAAUGCAGACAUACAAAAGUACUUUGGGGCUCGUGAAGAGAAUUGAUCUGUCAAGCAAUAAAUUAACAGGGGAGAUUCCAAGUGAAAUCACUCAUCUUGUUGGGUUAGUUUCUUUAAACCUAUCGAGAAACCAAUUAACAGGUCAAAUAACUCCAAAGAUCGGAAACUUGCAGUCAUUGGAUUCUCUUGAUUUGUCACGAAACCAUAUAGACGGAAGAAUUCCAACAAGCCUUGCUCGGAUAGAUCGUCUUGGUUUCUUGGACUUGUCAUAUAACAACUUGUCUGGCAAAAUUCCAGUCGGAACUCAGCUCCAAGGCUUUGAUCCCUCUUUUUAUGCUGGGAAUCUUCAACUCUGUGGACCUCCACUUAAAAAGAUGUGUGCUGAUGAAGUGGAAAAAGGUCCAAGUGAGCAAACUGACUUCAUCAACCAAAAUGACAAGGAUGAGCUAAUAACACUGGGAUUCUACAUUAGUAUGGGGCUUGGAUUUGCUAUUGGAUUUUGGGGAGUUUGCGGCACCUUGAUAUUUUCAAAGUCAUGGAGGUACGCAUACUUGAAGUUCUUGAAUGGUUUAAAUGAUUAGUUUUUUGUGAGGAUAGCUUUGUUUAAGCAGCAAUUGAAGGAUGCUUAAUUACUAAAGAUCAACGGUAAGUAAUCUCUCUUUCUCUCUCUCAUUGUUUAUUAUUAUUUUAUUGACUUAAUCAACAUGCAUGAUUAAUUUGGUUUUUCUAAUUU